ACUUUAGUUAACAUGGACGAUGGAGCCAUCUUGGCGGCCCAAGGCACCAACUCCGACAUCCCUUGAGGAAACCUCUCUGCCUGCAUCAGUUCUCCUUUGUUUCAACACUUGACAUGCGUACUGCCGGCUUUAUCUGAACGGCAGCCAAAUCCACCUACUCUUUCAGAACAGUUCAAUUCCCAGCGGUUACAAUCCCCAGCCCAAGCUGAUGUGCCUCCAGCCGCCGACGUCCGAACUAAACCACUAGGUAUUACCCCACACAGCCCGCGAUCCUCUGACGUACGGAACACAUUCUCUCAGUUACCCGCGUCGGUGCCAAAAGAGUUUCCAGCCGUCGUUGCUGGUAUUUGAUGGGCAGCCGGAGCUGCAAUCCACCGUCAAGAUGGUCCAGUCGCCGAUGUUAUCAUGUCCGCUGAAGCAGACCAACGAGAUCGACUGGGUACGUCCGCUCAAGGACUACAUCAGGACGGUCUACGGUGAUGAUCCGGACAGAUAUAACGAAGAGUGCGCAACGCUGAAUCGGUUGCGCCAGGACAUGAGAGGUGCAGGCAAGGAUAGCGCUGCUGGACGCGAUCUGCUGUAUCGAUACUACGGCCAGCUGGAACUACUGGAUCUCAGAUUUCCCAUCGAUGAGAAUCACAUCAAGAUCUCGUUCACAUGGUACGACGCUUUUACGCACAAAGCCAUCUCCCAAUACUCUCUCGCCUAUGAAAAGGCUUCCAUCAUCUUCAACAUUUCAGCUGUCCUGUCCUGCCAUGGCGCCAACCAGAACCGUGCUGAGGAUGCGGGCCUCAAGACCGCCUACCAUUCCUUCCAAGCCUCUGCGGGUAUGUUCACCUACAUCAACGAGAACUUCCUACAUGCGCCGUCAACGGAUUUGAGUCGAGAAACCGUGAAGACGUUGAUCAACAUAACCCUGGCUCAAGGGCAGGAAGUCUUUCUGGAAAAGCAGAUUGUGGACGGCAAGAAACAUGGCUUUCUGGCCAAGCUGGCCAGCCAAGCGGCAUACCUUUAUACCCAAGCAUCAGAAACAGUCACGGACAAUGCCGGGAAAGGUGUUUUUGAAAAGGUCUGGUCCAUCGUGCUCCAAGCCAAAGCAUCCCACAUGUCAUCCGUUGCGUCUUACUAUCAAGCGCUGGCCGAUGCUGAGAGUGGAUCACACGGUGUCGCUAUCGCAAGACUUCAGCUGGCAGAGAAACAGUCGACCAGUGCUGUGAAUACCGCAAAAUCCUACCCGUCGUCUGUACCUGCCAACUCCAACUUGACGGUAGAGGCGGGGACCAGUCUCCAAACAAUCGUGAAACAGCAUCUAGUAACUGUACAAGAGAAGCUUUCUACGUUUAUCAAGGACAAUGACUUCAUCUACCAUCAGCCCGUGCCUAACGAAGCCGGCCUCUCCGUGGUCUCCAAGCUUCCGGCAGCCAAGGCGAUCCCAGUUAGUGAGCUCUACCAGGGCCAGGACAUCCAGCGGAUUAUCGGCCCGGACAUCUUCCAGAAGCUGGUUCCCAUGUCUGUGACCGAGUCGGCCAGUUUGUAUGAUGAAGAGAAGGCGAAGCUUAUCCGAGCAGAGACGGAGAAAGUGGAAACCGCAAACGGAGAGAUGGCCGCCAGCCUUGACUACUUGAAGUUGCCCGGUAGUCUCAACAUCUUGAAAGGCGGAACAGACCAGGGGAUGACGGUGGACGAGGAAUUUCGGAAUUGGUGCGAGGAGCUGGCUGGUCAUGAGCCGUUCUAUAAGGAGUUUGACGAGCUCCAGGGGCGCAAAUCUGAGAUUCUGGAUACAUUGGCAUCCUGCACCAAACAGCUAGAUCUCGAGGAGAGCGUCUGCGAGAAAAUGCGUACCAAAUAUGGCGCGGACUGGACUCAGCAGCCCAGUUCCAGACUGACAGCCACUUUCCGCAAUGAUAUCCGAAGCUACCGUGACACGAUCAAUGAAGCCAGCACAAGUGACGCGCAACUUAUGGCCACCGCCAGGCAUUACGAGGCGGAUUUCGAGGAGAUUCGUUCUGCGGUUGAGACUGAUGAGGUCGACGUGCUCUUCCAGCGCGCCAUGAUCAAGGCGGGCUCGAAACAAAAGGCCAAGAAUGGCCACAGCGGCUCCUACUCCGUAGCGUCGGAAGGAAGCUUGAUUGACGAUGUCGACGAAGGCGGUACAUCUGUAGCUGAGCAGAUUGCAAGGGUAGAAGAACUGUUGAAGAAGCUCAACCUCGUCAAAAGGGAGCGGGCGCAGGUCUUGAAGGAUCUGAAAGAAAAGGUUCACAAUGAUGACAUCUCCAAUGUCCUGAUUCUGAACAAGAAGUCGAUAGUCAACCAAGAAAACCAGCUCUUCCAGGCCGAGCUCGAGAAGUUCAGGCCUCACCAGAACAGAUUGCUCCAGGCGAAUCACAAGCAGGCAUCCCUGAUGAAGGAGUUGACCAAGACAUAUAGCGAACUCCUUCAAGACAAGCGUGUCCGGGCGGAGCAGUCAAAGUAUGAAAGUAUCACUCGUCAGCGCAAUACGGUCAUGGCACGAUACAAGAAGGUGUACGACGCUUUCAACGGGCUACUUUCCGGACUGGUGCAGGCGCAGACAUUCUAUUCGGAGAUGGGAGAUACUGUGGACAACCUCAGAAAGAAUGUCGAUACGUUCGUCAACAACCGACGAGCCGAAGGUGCGCAGCUUCUCAACCAGAUCGAACGCGAGAAGGCUAGUGGUGCAUCUGGCAGUGAGGAUCGCGAGAGAGAAAAGUUAAGACAGCUCAUGGAGCGCCUAUCCACAGAUCCGUCCCCAUCAUCUUCGUCUCCAAAGUCAAGACCUGCUGUUCCCUCAAAGACUCCUUCCAGUGGAGGCACCAGAUCCCCUACAGUGUCACCACAUUACCCUCCGACCGCUCCCCUUCAACACAUCCCGCCCUCCCAGUCACCGGCGCCGUACGGGCAAUACAUCUCUCCUACUGCGCCGGCACCCUAUAUCCCCGGUCAACCAUACCAACAGGGCGCGGCCAUCCCCCUCUCUGAAGGGUACAAUCCAAUGGCAUAUCCCUACCCAAGUCCCGUCUCCCCGCCGCCGAACCAGCAAUUCUUUUCACCAACAGCUACUCCGUAUAGCGGAUACCCCAGUGCCACCCCUGCACCGGCACCCUCACGCGCGCCGUACAUGCCGCAGGGCUACAUCCCACCUCCGCCGCCUCGCCGUCCAUCCACGACGACGUACCCGCCAUCCAGCGGUCCAUACCCUUCUGGACCGGGUGGCUACGCGCAAAAUCGACCUUACGGCGUGAGCCAGCACCACAAGGUACCGUCGCAAUCACAGACACCGCAGCCUCCCUCAUCGGGCGACCCAUGGGCUGGACUCAGCGCCUGGAAAUAAAGAGCAUGAACAAGCAAAGCAACAAUGCAAAGAUACGGAGAUAUGAUGGAAUGAGGAGAAUAAUCACAGAUACGAUGAAUUGGGUCGGCCUAGUUUCUUUUUAUUUUAUUUUAUUUUGAAUGUCUUCCUUCAACAUUUCUUCCUCAUCUCAUGCAUGGUGGUGCCUAUUUCUGAGAUAGAUAUUUUUUGCUUUGCUUCUUGUCGCUCGAGCGUGUAUAUGCGUGUAUUACGUGUGGAACUCGGACGCCGUACACUUAAGGUAUCAUGUUUAUACUCCCGAAUGCAACUUAUCCUUGCUUAUUCAUCGCUUGGACUGCUAUAGUUAUCUUGGUU
Molecule: messenger RNA, 3682 nt
Organism: Paecilomyces variotii
Lineage: Eukaryota; Fungi; Ascomycota; Eurotiomycetes; Eurotiales; Thermoascaceae
Product: vacuolar protein-sorting protein bro-1
Exons: 3
Coding region: 383-3349 (988 amino acids)
Biological process (GO): protein transport to vacuole involved in ubiquitin-dependent protein catabolic process via the multivesicular body sorting pathway
Cellular component (GO): endosome
Molecular function (GO): protein binding
Source: RefSeq, a predicted model, not a curated record